UGCCCAAAUCCUCGGGAGGGAGGGGCGGGCCUGGGAACGUUGCGGCGGUGGCCGCCGCUGCCCCAGCACCCAGGGUUCUUCCCUGGCUCGGCUUGCGCCCGGCACUCUUCCGCCGCCGCCUUGUUGGGCGGCGCUCACCCGGUCCCCGAUGGUGGGUCCGGAGGAUGUCGGAGCCUGUCCGGGGAGAAACCCCAAAUUGCUCCCGGUGCCGGCGCCUGAGCCCGCGGGCCUGGACGGGAAGAUGAUUCGGGCCACGGGAGGUUUUGGCGGAGGCGUAGACGCUGUGGAGCCGCCGGAGGAGGAGGAGGAGGAGGAGACGCCGCCGCCGCCGCCUCGGCAGCUCCUCCGGCGUUACCUCACGGGAGCCGGGGGGCAGCUGGAGCCUGGGCUGUGUUACUGUCCGCUCCCCGCCUGCCAGCCCCGGGCUCCGCCGCCCUUCGCAGCCCCGCGCUCGGACGCCUGCCCACCGUACGCGGGCUCCAAGCACCGCAGCUCAGAGAUGGCAGAUGCCUGCGCGGCGCGGCACGAAGGCAUGACCAACGGGGACUCGGGCUUUCUGCCGGGCCAGGACUGUCGCGACCUGGCCAGCGCUGGCGGCCGGGAGCCGCGCCACAGCUGCCUCCGCCUGGAGGGGCCUGGAGACGUGGGCGCGGACGGCGAAGGCAACCAGUCAGACUGGGCCGCGCCUCUGGAGGACCCGCUGCGGAGCUGCUGUCUGGCGGCGGCGGACACCGAAAAACCCGAGGGCACGGGUAGCGGCUCGGGGGGCAGACAGGCCAGCGACGGCAGCGGUAGCGAGGACUUAGAGCGGCCGGGAGCAGGCUCCCGGAGUCCCGAGGAGGGCGCGUCCGCCGUCACCACAGCGGAGAGGACUAGCGGGGGCGCGGACGCGGAGCCGCGCCUCCGUUUUUCAGAUGUUCACUUGAACUCUCGGAACACGUUCGAGGUGAGCCGCCGCCAGAGUGCCCGCGACCAUCUGCCUUCGGCGGUGCCGCGGGUGCCCUCGCCCGCGGCGGAGCAGGGCCCCGCGGGGACCUCGGCGCGGGCUCGACGGAGCGGCGGCUUCGCCGACUUCUUCGCCAGAAAUCUUUUUCCAAAAAGGGCAAAGGAACUCAAAUCAGUUGUACAUAGUGCUCCUGGUUGGAAAUUAUUUGGUAAAGUCCCUCCCAGAGAGAAUCUUCAGAAAACUUCCAAAAUCAUUCAGCAGGAAUAUGAAGCACGAACAGGGAGAACCUGUAAACCACCCCCUCAGUGUUCAAGACGAAAGAAUUUUGAAUUUGAGCCCCUUUCUACUACUGCCCUGAUUCUUGAGGAUCGACCAUCAAAUCUACCUGCCAAAUCUGUGGAAGAAGCUUUACGUCACCGACAAGAAUAUGAUGAGAUGGUGGCUGAGGCUAAAAAACGAGAAAUUAAAGAAGCACAUAAAAGAAAAAAAAUAAUGAAAGAACGAUUUAAACAGGAAGAAAACAUUGCAAGUGCAAUGGUAAUUUGGAUCAAUGAAAUACUACCCAAUUGGGAAGUAAUGCGUAGUACCAGAAGAGUUCGAGAAUUGUGGUGGCAGGGAUUGCCCCCUAGUGUUCGUGGGAAAGUAUGGAGUCUAGCUGUAGGAAAUGAACUAAAUAUCACUCCUGAACUUUAUGAAAUCUUCCUCUCAAGAGCAAAAGAACGGUGGAAAAGCUUCAGUGAAACAAGUUCAGAGAAUGACAUAGAAGGUGUAUCUGUUGCUGAUCGGGAAGCCAGUCUGGAAUUAAUUAAGUUGGACAUAUCCCGUACAUUUCCAUCUCUUUACAUCUUUCAGAAGGGUGGCCCAUAUCAUGAUGUCUUACAUAGUAUAUUAGGGGCAUAUACAUGUUACAGACCUGAUGUUGGUUAUGUCCAAGGCAUGUCCUUUAUAGCAGCAGUUCUCAUUCUCAACUUGGAAGAGGCAGAUGCCUUCAUUGCAUUUGCAAAUCUCCUGAAUAAGCCAUGCCAGUUAGCCUUUUUUCGUGUGGAUCACAGCAUGAUGCUGAAAUAUUUUGCAACGUUUGAAGUAUUUUUUGAAGAAAAUCUCUCCAAACUAUUUCUUCAUUUCAAAUCUUAUAGUCUUACACCAGAUAUAUACUUGAUAGACUGGAUUUUCACACUAUAUAGCAAGUCACUACCACUUGAUCUGGCCUGUCGAGUCUGGGAUGUAUUUUGCAGAGAUGGGGAGGAAUUUUUAUUUAGGACUGGAUUAGGAAUCCUCCGAUUAUAUGAAGAUAUUCUCCUGAAGAUGGACUUUAUUCAUAUAGCACAGUUUCUAACUAAAUUGCCAGAAGAUAUCACGUCAGAAAAGCUGUUCAGCUGUAUUGCAGCCAUUCAAAUGCAGAAUAGUACCAAAAAAUGGACUCAGGUCUUUGCAUCUGUGAUGAAGGAUAUUAAAGAAGGAGACAAGAAUAAUAGUCCUGCUCUGAAAAGCUAAUCUUCAAAAUUAACAGACUAAUUCCAGUAUUAAAAAUGUUUUUUGAUAAAAGUUUUUUGUUUUCUAUUAAAAAGCACGGAAGAAAAUGUUGAAGUUAAAAGAAUCAAGACAUGGAAAACUGCUGAUUUGGAAUUCCAUGGCUGAAGUAAAUGAUAACCUAUUUGACAGUAUUAAUAAAGUAUUUUAUAGGGUGAGCCAUUUUACAAAGGAAAAAGUUUAAAUGGCUAGAUCAUACUCCAUAAUUUGGAGCUAACAGUUUAAUGCAAUAAAUUUUUUUAACAGCUUUGGAUACAGUUCAGAUUUUUACAUCUUUUUUUUUUUUUUUAACAAUUAGUAUAAAGGCAUUUUGGAGGUCACAACAAGAUUGUUAGAUACUACUUUAACGUCCAAGUUACUGUUUGAAGUAAAUAGUGCUGAUCAGUUCUGAACUUUUGAAGGUAUUAUAGACCAUGAACAAGCACCUUUAAUAUUAGCUAUGUCACUGAAGUUGUGUAUCUUCACUCACAGGAUUGGGCAAAUUUGGGUUAUGUGGAAACUGGAAAUAUUGGUGGGAGUUUGUUUAGCAUUUGUUUAAAUGUUUUCCACAGUAUCAUGUCUAUUUUUUUUUUUGAAGGAAAAUUGUUUUUUUCUUUAAGGAAUACUAUCAGAGCAUUUUAGCCUGUUUCUAGUCUAAGAAAUUGUUUAUGUGGUAAUUUAAGAAAGCUGAUAGAAAGUUCUUUGCACUUUAAUGGACUGAAGAUUUUUUUGGUGAGAGUUAAGUCCAUAAAAAUAAAUGAGGUUUUUCACAGGUAAGAGUAAAAAGUAAUGAAUUCUGAGAGUUCUUAAAUACCACACUACUUGGCAAGACUUUAAAUUUGUUAAAAUUCUUUCACUGUCUGUUAGAAACAGAACUUGUAAAUUCCAGUUUGAAGUUUGAAAUCUUAAUAUGUGGUUAAGUCCAUGACUUGUAAAACACUGAGUAACUUUCUAAUCAAUGGAAAUAAUAGUGCAAGAAAAAAUUUUUUUCUAAUAAGUCUAACUUUGUUGACAUAGUAGAUAAAAGAAUGAUUAAUUAUUGGUAAGUUGACAUUGAAUUUAAUUCUUGAGCCAGAGGUAAAUCACUUGAAUAUUAUGAGUGGUAUCUAUGUAACCUAUUUGGUUAAUAAUUAGAUUUAUAGUGUGCUUUUUUUAUGUUGCAGUUUGGAUUAAAACCCUUAAGCACACCAUUUCUGUUGGUGGUAUAUAGUCUUCAAACUAACAAGCCUGAGAAUCUUGUUAGUGACUGCCUCUUUAGGAGUAUGGGACCAGACGGUACCCAUGUAUUUUUACCCCAUGGGUCAUUCUAGACUAGGGACCACUUAAGGAACCCUCAGAAGCUAACUCCUAUCAUAGGAGCUUGCUUAGUGCAAACUAGUAGUGUAAUAAAAUAUUGAGGGGGAGUACCCAGGGUGUUAAUAGAUUUUAGAAUGACAUUUUAACUCUGGUAACUAUUUCUUUGGUUUGGUGGCCUUGAUAGAGGGAUUGUAACCCCUGGAAAUAAUCUCAUUGAGGUUAGACCACCUGCCUAAAUUUAUUCUUACUUUUGUGUAUUUCUUUCCUGAGUUGGACUUAAGUUACUGUAUUUUCUCAUUUUUAUUACUGUACAGUUUCUUUACCUUUCUAGUACAAAUGUGUAUAUAAGAUGUAAAUAUAAGGAAUUCACUAAAAACCACUAUUAACAAUGAUUCUGUAAAUAAAAUCUGUAAGCAGA
Messenger RNA from Phacochoerus africanus (Common warthog), 4169 nucleotides. RefSeq names its product TBC1 domain family member 12 (gene TBC1D12). The record is from RefSeq and is a predicted model, not a curated record. Lineage: Eukaryota; Metazoa; Chordata; Mammalia; Artiodactyla; Suidae. The coding region runs from base 149 to 2440 and encodes 763 amino acids. The transcript is spliced from 13 exons.